UGAAGGUAUUUCAAGCACUAGCAUACACUUCUUUGUGUUCUAUAUUUCGGUGAACCACCAGUCAGUAAACAAAAGGCUGAUUUUUACACGUAUAGAUGGAAAUAUAAGAUUAACUGAAAGCUGAGGGGACCAAAGGUCGGAUUUUCUGUGCAUGGACGCAAAGCCAAUGCGCAGGGGUACCAGCGCUCGCCCAGACACCACCGGAAUGGACAUCACCAGUCGUUGCACCCUGGGUGACCCCAACAAGCUGCCCGAGGGCGUGCCCCAGCCGGCGCGCAUGCCCUACGUGUCGGACAAGCACCCGCGCCAGACCCUGGAGGUCAUCAACCUGCUGCGCAAGCACCGCGAGCUGUGCGACGUGGUGCUGGUGGUGGGCGCCAAGAAGAUCUACGCCCACCGCGUCAUCCUGUCGGCCUGCAGCCCCUACUUCCGCGCCAUGUUCACCGGCGAGCUGGCCGAGAGCCGGCAGACGGAGGUGGUGAUCCGCGACAUCGACGAGCGCGCCAUGGAGCUGCUCAUCGACUUCGCCUACACGUCGCAGGUGACGGUGGAGGAGGGCAACGUGCAGACGCUGCUGCCGGCCGCCUGCCUGCUGCAGCUGGCCGAGAUCCAGGAGGCGUGCUGCGAGUUCCUCAAGCGGCAGCUGGACCCCUCCAACUGCCUGGGCAUCCGCGCCUUCGCCGACACGCACUCCUGCAGGGAGCUGCUGCGCAUCGCCGACAAGUUCACGCAGCACAACUUCCAGGAGGUGAUGGAGAGCGAGGAGUUCAUGCUUCUCCCGGCCAACCAGCUGAUUGACAUCAUCUCCAGCGACGAGCUGAACGUCCGCAGCGAAGAGCAGGUGUUCAACGCCGUCAUGGCCUGGGUCAAGUACAGCAUCCAGGAGCGCCGGCCGCAGCUGCCACAGGUCCUACAGCAUGUUCGUCUGCCUCUCCUGAGCCCGAAAUUCCUGGUGGGGACCGUGGGGUCAGACCCCCUGAUCAAGAGCGACGAGGAAUGCAGAGACCUGGUUGAUGAAGCCAAGAACUACCUCCUCCUUCCUCAAGAGCGCCCCCUAAUGCAAGGGCCACGAACACGCCCCCGCAAGCCCAUCCGAUGUGGAGAGGUGCUGUUUGCAGUCGGAGGGUGGUGCAGCGGUGACGCCAUCUCCAGCGUGGAGCGCUACGACCCGCAGACAAACGAGUGGCGCAUGGUGGCCUCCAUGAGCAAGAGGCGGUGUGGCGUGGGCGUCAGCGUGCUGGACGACCUCCUGUACGCCGUCGGGGGUCACGACGGCUCCUCCUAUCUCAACAGCGUGGAGAGGUAUGACCCCAAGACGAACCAGUGGAGCAGCGAUGUGGCCCCCACCAGCACCUGCAGGACCAGUGUCGGGGUGGCAGUCCUUGGGGGAUACCUGUAUGCAGUCGGGGGACAGGAUGGAGUCUCGUGUCUCAACAUCGUGGAAAGAUAUGACCCCAAGGAGAACAAGUGGACGCGAGUGGCCUCCAUGAGCACCAGGCGGCUGGGCGUGGCCGUUGCUGUGCUGGGGGGCUUUCUGUAUGCAGUGGGGGGCUCGGACGGAACCUCACCUCUCAACACGGUGGAGAGGUACAACCCCCAGGAGAACCGCUGGCACACAGUGGCGCCCAUGGGCACCCGCAGGAAGCACCUGGGCUGCGCCGUCUACCAGGACAUGAUCUACUCGGUGGGCGGCCGCGACGACACCACCGAGCUCAGCAGCGCCGAGCGCUACAACCCCAGGACCAACCAGUGGUCCCCGGUGGUUGCCAUGACGUCCAGACGGAGCGGGGUUGGACUAGCGGUUGUUAAUGGACAGCUGAUGGCAGUCGGAGGCUUUGACGGCACAACGUACCUGAAAACAAUAGAGGUCUAUGAUCCUGACGCUAACACGUGGAGACUCUACGGUGGAAUGAACUAUCGAAGGCUAGGAGGGGGCGUAGGGGUUAUCAAAAUGACGCACUGUGAAUCGCAUAUAUGGUAACUCCCCACACCGCGCCACGUAGCUUGUGCUUCCUCCAAAGACAUUGUGCAUCAUGCAAGAAACGUUAAGACUUUAUACUGUAACCCUCCAUGGCGAUCCGGCCGGCGCGCCAUGGAAACGCACGGGGAGCCCCCGUCUGAGCGGCUACCGUCGCCUCUGCUGUGGUCAGAGGGCGCCCAUGUUUGGGAAUUUCCCAUCAUUCCUCAGCAUCUCUGGGACUUGUAGUUCAUCUCCACCCUCGCUGCCUGCGGCUGAGAGGAACCCCUUCACUCUCGAUGCGUCGUCAGACGCACCACGAACACCACCGGCCCCUGGCUCCGGCUGUGGAUGCCUCCGCUCCCAUUACGCAUAGGUUCACCCAGGCCCAUCGAUCACCGUGCUUCUGCACACGGCUCGGAACUGCUCGGAGGACCGUGGCGCAUUGCCCAGCGUUUUAACGCACACCCUCGUGCGGAGCGAAAAAGAAACCCCCGUGAGAGUCUUCAAAUCGGACACAUGAAGAGGCCCGCCGCGACCUGGCUGCUUCAGUUACUGUGUUCCCCUUCACUUUACUGGAUUCUCAUAGAAGCUGGCUGCAUUACAGUUAACCGGACUCUCAUAGGAGUUGGGUGCACUACAGUUAUUGCUAAUUAGAUUCUUUUUUUUAAUUAUUAUUUUCCUUUUUUCGGUUGUAUGCUGUGCACUAUCCGGGGGAGGGGGGGGACUGUUCACCAAUGGGAAGAGGCACGUUGGUCUAAGUAACACAGGUAGCUGCGUUUAGGUACUUUAGUGCUCUUCAAAUGUUGUCUUCUGUAGACAACACAUGCCUUUCACUACCGGGACGGUGCAGUUCUUCUGCUGAGGGCUGCACGAAAGUGGCUGAGAAGUGUUCUUAGAGACAAACCUGUCAGUUUCUCUCUCUCUCUCGGUUUAUUUUAAAAAGGUAUCACACGUUCAUGAAGCUAUUAAAUGUCCAUUAAAGUUGAAAUAGUGUUUUCUUCCUCCCCUCCGAGAAUAAGUUGGUGCACUUUAUCACCAGUUUAGGAAUCAAAUGUAAGAGAUGAGAACCACGACAAGCUUGCGGGUUCAGAAAAACGAACGAUGGGUUUCUUGUUUUCAGAAAGCAAAGGGUAUGUAAAUUGUAUAUUUUGGAUGUGUUUUAUCAUGGGAAUGUCAAAGUUCAGCACUCUUGGUGCCCUGUAAUAUUACAUCUUUUAAGUUUGGGCAUUGGCAUUUUGGCAGGACAAAAGGUGUUAGACAUUUAAAUAAUAGAUCCAUCUGUCAAGCUCCUGAUGCAAAUACAAGUAGAGCAAUGCAUUUGUGGAUGCACUAGGAUUGGAACUGUUCAAAUUGUGACUGCCAGUGAUACAAGUGCUAUUUCUGAGAAGUGUAUUGCCGGCUGUUUGCUUGGCUCUGACAGGCAUUACAUCCAGAUUACUUGAAAUGAUAACUGGUUAUUUGUGUCAGUAAGAUGCAAUCCUAUAUGAUACUGCAAAUGUGGGCUAAUCUAUGAACUCCAAGUCAUUUACCAUUAACUGUGCGGUGACUGAAAUAGAGUCGUGUUUGAUUUAAAUGCUUUGUAGUGUAAACUAUUGCCCAGUUUGGCCCAAAACUUUCCACUGCUACCUGUGGCAUGUUUCUUUGCAGGCUUAUCGCUGGUUCCAGUGGUCAAGUUUUACUUCAGCCUCUUGUUUGAAAUGACAGAUGCUGAAACGUUUACAACAUGUCCCUUGAUAUUUUAUGACACCAGACAAUGAAUUUAUCCUUUCAGUACACACCAGUCACAGUUGUCUGGCUGUACUAGAAUUUUAUUUUACUAGUGAAGUCAGAUCUACGCCCACAGGAGAGGAAAGCAGAGCCAGUGAUUGAGCAGGAAGAUGGUAAAUGAUAUGGCCUCAGCUCCCAUUGGGCAGGAGCAGCAGGAAGAGGAGCAGGC
Messenger RNA from Megalops cyprinoides (Indo-Pacific tarpon), 3896 nucleotides. RefSeq names its product kelch-like family member 20 (gene klhl20). The transcript is spliced from 12 exons. NCBI's taxonomy places the organism in Eukaryota, Metazoa, Chordata, Actinopteri, Elopiformes, Megalopidae. The record is from RefSeq and is a predicted model, not a curated record. Bases 152 to 1981 code for a protein of 609 amino acids. Gene Ontology annotation, molecular function: protein binding.